Lactuca sativa (garden lettuce) is the source of this 2325-nucleotide messenger RNA. RefSeq names its product Amidohydrolase family (gene LAF3). The record is from RefSeq and is a predicted model, not a curated record. Gene Ontology annotation, molecular function: hydrolase activity, acting on carbon-nitrogen (but not peptide) bonds. Lineage: Eukaryota; Viridiplantae; Streptophyta; Magnoliopsida; Asterales; Asteraceae.
UGCCCCAACUAUAAUUUCUGGGCUUCUUCAGUAAAAGCUCAUUGACCGAUGGUUGUAUCUUAUGUUGUUGUGGGUAGGGUCUUGUUAAUAAGGACCGCUUUUAAGUUUUAAUAUAAAGUAAGGUACCCGAUUGGAACCGAUAUUUCUCUGAAUCUUUCAAACCUUGGCACAAUGGCACGACAAGAUUCCACCACAAUCAUCGACUAAAAAGAUUCUCUCGCCAUGAAUACUCGUCUCCUCGCCUCAGCUUCAUUCGUUCUUCUUCUCUCCCUCCUACUCUCACUUCAUCUCCACAAUAAUCACAAUGAAUCCAGCUGGAGCAACCGAUUAUGGUGGCUAUCAUCGAAAUCAUCCUUCUCUUCAGGAAUUGCUGAUGCUGACCUGUUGGUGACCAAUGGGACGAUAUACACCAGCGAUUCCUCUCUCCCUUUUGCUAAUUCCAUGGCUAUUCGUGACGGGAGAAUAAUCCGUAUUGGCAACUAUUCGUUUGUUCGGGAAAUGUCUGGAUAUGGAACAAAAGAGUUAAAUCUUGAGGGGAAACUUGUUGUUCCUGGAUUUAUUGAUUCUCAUGUCCACUUGCUUUUUGGAGGACUCCAGAUGGCACGUGUAGAAGUUCGAGGUGUCAAGACAAAAAAAGACUUCAUUGAAAAGGUUAAAGAAGCAGUGAAAAACAUGAAAGAAGGUUCUUGGUUGUUGGGUGGUGGAUGGAAUAAUGAUCUUUGGGGAGGAGAAUUGCCAUCAGCAUCUUGGAUUGAUGAUAUCACACCUCAUCAUCCUGUAUGGCUUUCAAGAAUGGAUGGCCACAUGGGAUUGGCUAACUCUUUAGCUCUAAAAAUAGCUGGAGUCACAAGUAACAUGCAAGAUCCAGUUGGUGGAACUAUUAGCAGAAAUGCAAAUGGAGAACCUACAGGCCUUAUGAUUGAUUCUGCAAUGAAAGUUGUUCUUUCAUGCAUUCCAGAAGUUUCUGUUGAAGAAAGAAGGCAAGCAUUGGAUAGAGCUAGUAGGUAUGCAUUGAUGAGGGGUGUCACAACGGUUGUUGAUUUAGGAAGAUAUUUUCCUGGAGCAUCACUAGAACAUUCAUGGGAGGAUUUUGAAGAUGUUUACAAAUGGGCUGAUUUAUCAGGAAGAAUGAUGAUUAGGGUUUGCCUUUUCUUUCCAAUGCCAACAUGGUCACGUUUGCUUGAUAUAAUACAAAAAACAGGACGUAGGCUGAGCCAAUGGAUAUUCUUAGGUGGUGUUAAAGCCUUUUCUGAUGGAUCCUUAGGAUCUAACAGUGCACUUUUUCACGAGCCAUAUGCUGAUGAGCCUUGGAAUAUUGGUCUCCAAGUUACAGAUAUGGAAAGCUUAUCUAAUAUGACUGUUCAAUCCGAUAAAUAUGGCCUCCAGGUUGCUAUUCAUGCUAUUGGAGACAAGGCCAAUGACUUGAUCUUGGACAUGUAUAAAUCAGUUGUUUCAAUAAAUGGGAAGAGAGAUCGGAGAUUUCGGAUUGAACAUGCUCAACAUUUGAGUCAUGGAAGUGCAGCCAAGUUUGGUGAACAAGGGAUUAUUGCUUCAGUGCAGCCAGAUCAUUUGCUGGACGAUGCUGACUCAGCAAUUAGAAAAAUCGGGGUAGAGAGGGCGCAGAAAGGAUCUUAUUUGUUUCAGACACUCCUUACUAGCAAUGCACUUGUUGCAUUUGGUUCUGAUUGGCCAGUAGCAGAAAUCAAUCCUUUGAAUAGCAUAAAGACUGCAGUUAAAAGGAGGCCUCCUGGUUGGGAUAAACCUUGGAAUUUAGGCGAGUGCAUGAAGCUUACGGAUGCAUUAAAUGCGCAUACUAUUUCAGCUGCUGAAGCAUGCUUUCUUGAUGAGGAAAUCGGGUCAUUAUCUUCUGGAAAAAUGGCUGAUUUUGUGGUGCUGAAUGCACAUACUUUGGAUGACUUAAUAACACAAGAAGAAACCUCUUUGGUUGCAGCUACAUAUGUUGGUGGUGUGCAAGCUUAUCCUUGAUAUUUAUGAUCCGUGUACACAGUUGUAUAACCAAAACUAAGAACUAAAUCUUAUGGAACAAGACUACUGAUGUCAAUGAAACAAAAAUUCAAAUUUUGUGUUCCACAUGAAAUGGUGGAACAUUGGCUCGCUCUCGAUCUCUCGUAUGUGCAAAAGACACAAAUGCCCUCCCCAUCAUGAGAAUAGCCUUAGAAAGCAUGUCUAGUCCUGUCCCAUGUAACAAAACGAAAGUUACGAGGCAAAAUGACUUGUUUUCUUUAUCUUAUCUUUUUGAUCUAUAAUAUGAAUCUUAAUGUAACACCACUAUAUAUAAAUUUGUCAUUUUACCAAUUUAAACCA